AUGGCAACUUCACGCCGUCGUACGGAGCACGCGGCGCUCGUCGAGCAGCUCGUUGCUGUCAGGCAGAAGCAGCAAUUACUGUAUGAUGAAUCGUUAUUGUUUGCCCAUUCUUCUACAGAUCCAGAGAAAAUGGCAGCCCAGCGCUCACUGCGUUCGCUGUGUCAAAUGACACCUGAUGUGACCGUGCUGUGUGCACAGACUGGUGCGGUCGUAGAACGCGUUGCUAAUGCCAAUGAUAUUGCAGAGAAGAUGACACGUGAGGUGAGACAUCUGGAUGUGAUUCAGUCGCGUCUGAGUGUGGCGUUGAAACAGUCGGCGCAGCUUUUAGCGCUGCGUAACGCAUUGACGGGGAUCCGACUAGCUAUGCAACAGCAAAAGUAUCCAGAGGCUGCCACGUUUCUUCAGAAGCUCAAGAGCAUUGAAGAGCAAAUGCCACUGGAUGUAGCUGAUAAAUUACGCAUUGAUACGAUUGAGAAUGAUCUCAAAGGAAUCAUUGAAGGCGCGUUCGAUGAUGGACUGCGCGCUGGAGACAACCACCAGGUGCAGUUAUAUGCACCAUUGUUUCAAGUGGUGGGUAAAGACUAUGAAGAACGUGGACUAGUGAUAUUGUUGGACCAUGUGCACAAGUCAUUGAAAGAAUCGAUGAAACGGGACGAAGUAUUCAACCAAGUGGCACAAGAAGCACAGCAACAUGCGUCGUUGUUGUCGCAGUGCUUUGCACGAGUUUAUGGCCCAAAUCGCUUUGUGGCAAAGCUGUACGCACUGGGCGAGCAAUCGGCUGUUGCUGUGUUGAAUGCAUACAUGACACAACGCAUGUUCCACAAACGCAUUACAGAUGGAGAGCAGCUUGGAUUGCCAACUUCUGCCACUCCGUUGUCACCAUCAAAAUGCAGCGGUAACAGCGGUGGGACCGAAACAGCAUCUGGAAUUUCUGAGGAGGAUGAUGUAUCUGCCAUGAAUGAACAGCUAAAUGAAAUGGCCCUGGUGAUCCAGCACACGCAAACAUACGAGCGCUUUAUGCGCUCAAGGGUGGUGUCUGAAGCGACAGAUGAAGGAACCGAUGCCACGGAAGCUGGAAGUGGUAAACAAUCAAGUACUAUUAACGUCAAGGAUAGCACUAUGAUCCCCGUAUUGCCUCCAAUCCACGAGAGUGAGAUGGGGAAAACUGUCCAAGAGCUUGCAGGAUUCUACUGCUUUUUCGAGAACGCACUACUGAACAAGGCUGCUCAGAAAGCAUUUCAGUGGGAGGAACUUCAUUUCUCGUCCGACGAUUUGGGUUCGGGUAGUGUGAAGAUCGACGAAGUCGAUGUUGGCGAUGAGCUACUGUGUUUUCCAAUAUCAUCGGCCAUUGACGAGAUUUUUUACGUGGCACGUAACUCUGGGUUGCGUGCGUUGGCUACAGGUCAUGUCGACUGCGCGGCGGGAGUUCUCAACAUGAUUAACACGGUGUUACGUGACGUCAUUGGAGAUACGAUGCGAAGUCGCAUCCGACAUAUGACUACGUCCGCCAAGAUGGACAGAGCACCAGGAGAUGCGGCAAGCUUGUUGGCUGCUUCCUCUGCGCAGUUGCGUGAUCAGAUGCAACAACAGUUCGCGAAGCUCAGCAAGACUGUUGGGCCUGUGGGUGGUGUUAUCAAUGCCGAGAUUACUGGACAGGCGCUAGAACAACGCAAGGAACACGCUCCCGAUGUUGUACUGAAUAGUCUGGAAGUUAUCACCGGAUACAUUGCACAACUGAAGGGUGAGUUUGAACACGAACUACCCGAAGCCUUCCCAGAGGUGCCGCAGCACAUUUUGACUUGUCUGAAUGCACUCGAAGACGCAUCAGUUGAACUAAAGCAACUACUUUUGGCGUCGCGCAAAAAACUAUUGAAGCUCUUAGAACCACAGAUUGCUAUAUAUCUCAACAGCUUGUUAUCACCGUCCUCGUCGGCAUCCUCUGCGGCAGCUAUCUCGUCGUCUGGACAGAGACGAAACGGUGUGCAGUAUGAGCUAACAGAGGCAAUGUUCACGUUUAACGAGGCAAACGAUCCAUUUGCACAUGCGUUUGUACGCGGACUGCGCUCGUUACUUAGUGGCUUCCGUCGGAAUCUAUCGCGAAGCAAUUACCAUGCAAUUGUGCAAGGAGUGGCUCAAUGCGCGGCUAGUCAGAUUGAAUUUUGGUUCGUCGCUCGAGCUACUCGCGUAAACCAGCUUGGUGCGUUGCAAUUUGAUAAAGACGUGCGUGUCAUUAGCACUUUCUUUAGCGGUGAAGGUGGUGCCAGUGAUGCAAUACGUGAGGCAUUUGCUGCUUUGACUCAACUUUCCGAGGUAUUGAAUGUCGACAAUCCUCAAGACGUACUGGAGGUGUAUGGACGACAAUGCCGGGGUGUGGCUUGGACUUUACCGGCUGCUCGUGUGAAGGAAGUGCUUUCGCGUCGCGUGGACUUUGCCGAUGCAGCCAUUAAUAAGCUGAUAUUGACGUAG
Molecule: messenger RNA, 2466 nt
Organism: Peronospora belbahrii
Lineage: Eukaryota; Oomycota; Peronosporomycetes; Peronosporales; Peronosporaceae
Source: the annotation of a GenBank genome assembly